Molecule: messenger RNA, 757 nt
Organism: Ctenopharyngodon idella (grass carp)
Lineage: Eukaryota; Metazoa; Chordata; Actinopteri; Cypriniformes; Xenocyprididae
Gene: pttg1
Product: PTTG1 regulator of sister chromatid separation, securin
Exons: 6
Coding region: 118-669 (183 amino acids)
Biological process (GO): chromosome organization
Cellular component (GO): nucleus; cytoplasm
Source: RefSeq, a predicted model, not a curated record
CAAGAAGCAGGUUGCCUUUUAAAACUCAGCCGGGAAACUCGGAACCAAAACAAACGUCAUUUUGCGCGUGCGCUUACAGGAGGAUACGAACAAACACAGAAAAGAAACGCUACAGACAUGGACACCAUGAUUUACCUGGAUCAGGAGAACGGCAGACUGACCACUCCAGCCAUCAAAUCUCGCCAGAACAGACUGCACUCAGCUCCAGAUCAGUGCUUGAGGACACCUCUGACAGGAAAGCCUCGUCUCGGAGCUCCUCUGCAAUCCAGCCGAAAAGCUUUGGGAGUCAUAAAUAAGGUUGUUGCCACUCCAGCAGCUUCUCAUAAAGCAGAGGAGAAGACUAAACCUGCUGAAGCCAAGUGCAAGGUGCUUGCUCAGCCUGCUGGUGAGGAGUUGCCAGAGAUUGAGAAGUGCUUCCCAUAUAAUCCAAGCGAGUUUGAGACCUACAGUGUUCCCGAUGAAGUCUACCUCAGUCGUUUCUCUCUGGCUGGUUUGGUUAAACAGACGUGGCCGGCUGCUUCACCUGUGGAAGAGUUUAUUAUGGAUCCGUGUUUGCCACUCUCACCUGUAAAGAUGCCCAGUGCAGUGGGAUAUGGUGAUGAAAUGGAGGCCUUCCUACAGACGAUAAAUGAGCUGACCGUUGACUUGCCCCCAGAGUGUGAAUUUUAAUUUUUUUUUUUUUUUUUUUUUUUUUUGUGAACCUUGUACAUUUCAGAAUUGUUUGUUUUUAACUGUUAAUAAACUUUUUAUAAAAAUG